Messenger RNA from Sarcophilus harrisii (Tasmanian devil), 4810 nucleotides. RefSeq names its product elongin C (gene ELOC). The record is from RefSeq and is a predicted model, not a curated record. NCBI's taxonomy places the organism in Eukaryota, Metazoa, Chordata, Mammalia, Dasyuromorphia, Dasyuridae. Bases 475 to 813 code for a protein of 112 amino acids. Gene Ontology annotation, biological process: ubiquitin-dependent protein catabolic process. Gene Ontology annotation, molecular function: protein-macromolecule adaptor activity. Gene Ontology annotation, cellular component: elongin complex. The transcript is spliced from 5 exons.
UUUAGGCUCGACCAAAGUGUAUGAGGAUUGGGAAGGGUAUACGACGUGUUUCCAAUUGGUAGAAGGCAUCUAGUGGCUAGGUAUACCAUCUCUUUGGAAACACUGCGCUGACCCGCCGGAAGUGGUUACUUUCGUUGCCCCGGAAGAGACGGCGGCGGGCGGCUGUGGCCCGCGGGGGGGGGGGGGGGACGGCCCUGGGAGCUGGGGCUGUGGCGGUGAGUGGGGAGCCAACUGCGGCCGCUGCAGAACUGACAAGUAUGUUUUCAUGUGUCGUAUCUUAUUAGGCUGUCAGCUGUAUGAAAGCAGAACUAAUCAUACAUGGGAAAAAACAAAAAAGAAAGGAUAUAUCCUACAAUAUACCUGACAAUCUAGCCUUUCUUAAAAGAUCUCAAGUGAGGAGAAGUAUACAAACUCCUGAGGAAGGUGUUUUGUUAAAAUUCCUGUGGAAACAAAAUAUAAUUUCAUAAGAAGAUAAUGGAUGGAGAAGAGAAAACAUAUGGUGGGUGUGAGGGCCCAGAUGCUAUGUAUGUGAAAUUGAUAUCUUCCGAUGGUCAUGAAUUUAUUGUUAAAAGAGAGCAUGCUUUAACAUCAGGAACAAUAAAAGCCAUGUUAAGUGGCCCAGGUCAGUUUGCUGAAAACGAAACCAAUGAGGUUAAUUUUAGAGAAAUUCCAUCACAUGUGCUAUCAAAAGUAUGCAUGUAUUUUACCUACAAGGUUCGCUACACUAACAGCUCCACAGAGAUUCCUGAAUUUCCAAUUGCACCUGAAAUUGCACUGGAAUUGCUGAUGGCUGCGAACUUCCUAGAUUGUUAAAUAAAAUAAAUUAUAAUAAACUGUUAACUUUUUUCAGUAUUUAAUACCUGUAGUUCAGUUAGUAACUUUUUUCAUAUAGCAUGUUGUGUGUGGGGGUGUGGUUGUGGGGGGUGGUUGAGAACUGUAAAGUUCAUUGCAAAGCAGAUACAUUCAGUCCUUUUUUUUUUUUUUUUUGCAUAGCAAUCAGAGUUGAAAUUUCUUUUGCCACUUAAAUAAAAUAAGGACGUUUUCACUAAAUGAGAAAUAAACAAUUAUGCUAAUUAGUAGAUGGCUAUGCCUUAUCCUUUAGGUGUGGUUUUAAAUAUUAGAACAAUGAUUAAGUACUGAAAUUUAGGCAUAUACUUUAGGUUCAUAUUGGCUCAAGUAUUUUUAGGAGAUUUGUUUUUGGACAGGUCGGGUUAAUUUGAACCUAUCAUAGCUGUCUAGCAUUAUUAAUUAUGCAACUAUUUUGCAUUGUCAACUUGUGUUUAUAAAUAUGGCUCGGCCAAAACAUUAAUUUUUUUUAAUAACUCGAAUACGUAAGAAUUGAUCUUGUCUUUUGAUAAAUUGCAGUCAUGUUAGCAUAUCAAAGUGUAUCUGCAUAUCUGGUUUGUCACAACUUAAGUGGUACUUUUCUUUUAAACCAUUAUGGAAAAUUGUUAGGUAUAGCUUUUGCAAUAGUGAAUUUUUAAGAACUUUAGCCAAGUUAUCAAUAAGUAACUACAGUACUAGAUGGCUUUGGCUCUGAAAACUUAGGGAUAGUCAUACAAUAUCCUUUUUGAACAAUCCAAAGUACUGUACUUAAUCAUCUAGCUAAGAAAGCUUCCUUUGCAAUUUACUUUUCACUUACUACAUUAAAAAAGAAUCAUGAAGCAAAUGUAUUAAAAUAAAAUCAUGACAAAAUUCAGCCUCCACACCCCUGUACUGCUAUUCCCCUCCAAAAAAAAGUACUCAAAUUGGACAAAAAAUAAUCAUCUUUGUGGGACUGUGAAAUUUAUGGUAAAAGCCUAGCAUAAAGCGCCUUAAUGGUUUAUGGGUUUGUCUUUGAAUGUAGUGGCUAUUUAGAAGAUUUCUAAUAAUAAGAAACAAAACCCAUACAUACACCAAUGUAAUUAGGCUUAUUUUGAUAAAAAUAUACAUUACUUUAACCAUUAGUAUUAUUAUAGACAAAUUAAAAUUUUCAGUCAACGUAUCUUUCCUAGGUAUGGAGUUAAGAACAUGAAGGCUGUUUCAAUUUCCUACUUUUUAAAUAGCAGAAUUGGUUAUACAAAUGUAAAUUUAAAUACUGGUGACUAGAUUAUUUUAGUUCAUUCCACAGAUUAGGUUUUCAGAUAAAUUUUUUUUUUUCCCUUGGUAAUCGGUUUGUUCUUAAUCUUAAUUGGAAAUAAUUAUUACAUCUAGUUUAGUAAUUCAUUAAGACAAACUCUGGUUCAUAUACACAGUAUCGAAGUAUUUACUGGUGUCAUUAAGUGCAGUGAUUUUUUUUAAUGCUAGAUGGUAACAAAAAUACCAAUUAUGUACAGAUAUGAUGAUCUUACAGGUCAAGAUGGUAGCAGAAACUACAUUUCUAGUGGGCUCUGUCCUAAUAGGUUACCUUUUUAACUCAUGGCUACACUUGAACACAUCAUAAAAUACUAAAAAUUGAUGUCCACAGAUUAGUAUGGCUAGAAUUCAGAUGAGAAAUUAUAUAAUUCAAAAAUGGUACUGCAUGAUAAGAAAAUACUUAGUAAAGAAUGAGAUUUUGUAUUAUAUGUAGUCUAGCCUGAUUUUCAAAAGCAUUAAAUUCCCCAGUUUGUUUUUUAAUUCUCAUAGGCAUUUUCGGUCAUUGUAUUAUAUACCUAGAAUGAUUAGAUAUUACCUGGUUUAAUUUAAGAGAUUUUAAGUCAUAUAUUCAAAUUUAUAAUUGUUUCUGAAAUUGAUAUUAGCUUAUUUUUGAAAUUCCAUUUAAACCUUCCUUAGUGUUUUUUCUAUGUUGUAGCAUUUGCAGCACAUAGGAUUCUAUUAUAAAUAAAAUCCUUUACAGCAACAUCUGCUUAUCUUUUAUUGUCCCCUGAAUAUCUAAAUUAACUUAAAUAUUUUAGUUUGUGGGUUUGGGUGUGUUUCUUGUGCAGAAAUUGGUGAAUGAAUGUCACAGGUGGCAGAAAAUCUGAAUACAAAUGCUGUUGAAAAAUAUAAUUUAUAAGCAGUUAAGUUCAGCCCAAGAGACAGCAUGGUGUAGUGAGUAGAGAGCUGACCUCCAAGAUUUAAAACCUGCCCUGCCCUCGUCCCUCUCCGCCUCCCCCCUCCCCCUACACCUUUGCACACAUGAUAAUUUUGACCUGGGACAAGUUACAACCUGUGAAUGCCCCAGGCUACUUUUGGAAACUAUAUAAAUUGCCAAGAAAAUGCCAACCUUCACUAAUAAUGGGGAAUUUCCUUACCUGAAAUUCUGUACCAACAAAAUCUGGUCCAGUCUCUGUAUCCCCUAAACAGCUCAUGCUCCAGACAGAUUGAUUCUCCUUAAAGUGUAUACAUUUUGUCCUGUUAAGCUUUACUUUUAUGAUCCUAUCAAAACAGCCAUAUUACAUUUUUAAAAUUGGUUCUAAGAAGUAAGGUCAACCAAUUCUAGAAAUUUCAAUCCAGAAAAAUACAAGAAAUGCUAAAAAGUUAAUAUAAUCUAAGUUAAUAGGUACAAAUUGUUUUAUCUACACCUAUACAUUGUGAUGCUGAGCUCAAAUUGUCCAUAUGUAGUUUUGAAGUUGGAAUUGAAAAUUUUAAUGUUUGGUAAGCAUUAGAGCGGCAGUUGAUUAUGGAAUUUUAUUUGACAUGUAUAAAUCUAAUUUUAGAACACCUUUGUAUCUUAUGACUAAAUUAAACUGAUUUUUAGAGAACCUAAUGGUUUGUUAAUUUGAACAAAAGAUUUGGAUCAUUUGAGAGAUUGAAUAGUAUGGUCAAAACACUAGAAUAGGAGGUCAGGACACUGCCUAAGAUUUUUUUUAAGGGCCAACUGUUUGAUAGUUUCUUGACUUGGUAGUGGUAUUCCUUAAUGUAUUAAAGUUACUAUUCUCCUUGUAAUUUAACAUUGUCAAUGUGAUGAUGUUCCCUUCCUCACAACCUAUCUACCCCUUAUCCUUAUUUCUUCAGUAAACAAUUAGGUCCAAUGUGUGUAUAUUACAUGCUAUAUGUAUGUAAAUCCAAAUUUGUAGAAGCAUAUUUUUUUAAUUUUGAUAACUUGAAAUAGCAUUGAGUAGACUUCAUUUAGUGAAGCUUCAUAGUCAAUACAUUCCAGUUAUUGCAUCUUUAUAAUGGACAUUGUUUUGAAUGGUCCUUCCUAGUUAAAGUGUAAGAUCCUUAGAACAAUUUUGCUGACUGCUUUCCAGUUUCAAAUCCUUGUAUAAGUUAAGUUCAUCCUGUUAUCAUUAGUCACUGUGUUGAAAAGAAAUGUUCGCGUGCUCUGUCAUACCAUUAAUUAUAAUGUCUGUUCAGCUUUAACUAAUUUUUCCUUUUCACUUUAGCAGUUAAUCUCUGUCCUUUUGUAAUACAUUGGACAGCUGCAUUUCCCUCCUCUGUGUGCAAUUGAAAGCAGAUAAAGUGUGUAUUUCUAGAUACUAAUUUCAACCUGUAACCACUUCUUCCAUCUCUUAACAUUACCCUCCUUCUUAAAUGGAAAAGGUUAAAAUGUUAGAAAUAGAAACAUCUGAAUUACCCUACUAUAACCAAAAGUUUUGUAUAUUUAUCAAAAAUAAUGUUUAUCAGGAUUUUCUUUUAUAGGCAUAGUAAACCACAAGUGCAUCUGAAUUAGAUUUUUUUUCCCUCCAGAAAAGCUUCCUAUUUGAUGACAACUAUAUUAAUCUGUGAAUUUGUUUUAAAAUUUAAAAAAAAAAAUUUGUAUGCUGAAGAUCUCUGUGGCAGGGUGUUAAUUCUAAGUUAUGGUUUAUAAUUAUUUAAAGAAGCUUGUGUGGAUGGUCUGGUUAAGAUAGCCAAGAGAAAAUUCAAAUGCAGGUAACUUUUUAUCCAAUAAAGAUCUUUUAAAACCUUA